Molecule: messenger RNA, 1359 nt
Organism: Pseudozyma flocculosa PF-1
Lineage: Eukaryota; Fungi; Basidiomycota; Ustilaginomycetes; Ustilaginales; Ustilaginaceae
Exons: 3
Coding region: 1-1359 (452 amino acids)
Biological process (GO): peptidyl-arginine methylation
Cellular component (GO): cytoplasm; nucleus
Molecular function (GO): protein arginine N5-methyltransferase activity; protein binding
Source: RefSeq, a predicted model, not a curated record
AUGGACGCCGCAGAGGUACCAUCACCAGCGGCAGCAGCCGCCACCGCCGUCUCGCCCAACACAGCCGGACUCGCACUCCCAGCCGAACGCGUGGCACUCAACUUGCAGCUCCACGUCGCAGCGGCGCGCGGCGACCUUGAGGCGUGCAAGGCGCUCCUCGACCACCAACCCUACGGUGCCGACGCCUGGUACGAGGAUGCAGACGCGCAUGGCUGGUCGGCGCUUCACUACGCCGCCGAGGCCGGUCAUGCUGCGGUGAUACGGCUCCUGCUUCGGCGAGGCGCCAUCUGGAACGCCGUCGACCACUUCGGCAUCACCGCCGCCGAGGUCGCGCACAGCAUGAAUUGGGAAAAGUGCUACCGCGCCCUGUUCGACGAGGGCGUGAGGCGCACGCUGCUCGAAAACGUCCUCGCAAGGCAGCAGGGUCAGCAGUCGGUCGACGGAGCGCAAGACGAUGUUGAAGACGCACCAGAGGGCACUGCAGUGGCAACCGCCGCGACGACGACGAUGACGGCGGCAGCAGCGGAUAGCGGCAACAGCGGCGGCGAAGGCGAUGGCAACCGCCAUGACCCAGCAGCAUACCAGGCAACACCGGGCCAAAUUACACUCCACGCACCCACCCACAACGAGGUGUCGACGUCCAACGACGCCUUCCUCUCGAGCAGGCUCCGCUUCUUCGCCGAUGAAAAGGGCAAGAUGCGCUGCCUCGACCAGGACGGCGGCAUGGUCAUGGCUGACUGGGAGUCGGACAUCAUGAAGCUUUCCGCCCGCCUCAUCUGCUCGCCCCAUCAGCCGGGCUUCUCUGCCCUCAACGUCGGGUUCGGCCUUGGCAUCGUAGACACAUUCAUCCAGGAGUACCGUCCCGGCCGGCACGUCAUCAUCGAGCCCCAUCCGGACGCCAUCGCCUACAUGCGGAGCAAAGGAUGGGACAAGGUGCCCGGCGUCGAAAUCUUUGAGGGCAAGUGGGAGGACUGGAUCCGCGACGACGACAACGACGAAUCGGUCAAGAAGAGAGAGCAGCUCGGCUCCUUCGACGCCGUCUACUGGGACACGUACAGCCAGGACUACAGUGAGCUGCAGCGCUUCUUCGAGUGCCUGCCCUACAUCCUCAACGGGCCAGACUCGCGCUUCUCGUUCUUCCACGGGCUGGCAGCGACAAAUCCCUUCUUCUACGACGUCUACACGCGGCUGGCCGAGCUGGACCUCAUCGACGUCGGCCUCGACACACAGUGGCACGUCAUGACGCCAGAGUGUCCCGAAGAGGAGUGGGACGGCGUGCUGAGAAAGUACUGGAGCCUAGAGAGCUACGCCUGUCCCGUCGCCAGGUACAAGCAGGUCGAGCCGACCAGUGUCGACUAG